UAUUACACACAGCACCUCCCAUACGUUGUAAUCGCCGAUUAGAUUUGGUAUAAAAUCGCCAGCAACCGAACUAGAGGCAUCAGUCAUUCAACUGCUUUAACCAAUUCACUAUUCAAUCAACAUGAAGCUCAUCAUUUUCGCUGCUCUACUAGCCGUCGCUGUAGCGGGUUAUUCAAAUUCCCCGGCUUAUUCUUACCAAACGUCGUCCGAGAUGGCCUCUUCUGAAUUCUCGUACGGAGGGCCAACUUAUUACGCAUCAGAGAGACGAUACGCCAAUGCCGAUGAGGAGGACGAUGAUAGUGGAGACGAUGAAGAAGAUGCCGAUGCCAAGGAGAAAAGCGAAUCAGACGCUGAAGCCGACAAGAAUAAAGGGUCUUCUGAGCAGAAGUCUUUAGAUACUGCCAGCUCUGAUGCCCACAAAGAAGAAAAAUCUGAGGAUAAAUAUGAGGCCAAUGCCCAAACGGAAAGUGAAAUCCAAUAUCCUAAGUACGAUGAAUCUGAAUCCACAACUGGCUCCUACUCCGCUCCAUCUUACUCCGCUCCAUCUUACUCCGCCCCAUCUUACUCUGCUCCAUCUUACUCCGCCCCAUCUUACUCCGCUCCAGCUUACUCUGCUCCAGCUUAUGCUGCUCCAGCUUACGCUGCCCCAGCAUACUCUGCACCAGCUUACGCUGCUCCAGCCUAUUCUGCUCCGGCCUACUCUGCUCCGGCCUAUUCUGCUCCGGCCUACUCUGCUCCGGCCUAUUCUGCUCCGGCCUACUCUGCUCCGGCCUAUUCUGCUCCGGCCUACUCUGCUCCGGCUUAUUCUGCUCCGGCCUACUCUGCUCCGGCCUAUUCUGCUCCUGCUUACUCUACUCCUGCACAUUCUGCUCCAGCAUAUAGAGAGCCAGAAUAUGUGUCUACUUCGUAUUUCGACUCAGUUUAUACUGCCCCAUCCAAUGGGAAUAGAAUUAGCAGUCUUAGCGGCCAAAGAACUAAGACUCUUAACUCCUACGAAGUCCCAAUGACUGUUGUGCCUUAUUGGCUUCGCCCAAAGAACUAAGGGUUUCAACCACAACAGCAAAUCUUUCCUUCCAUUUUCAAAACUUGUAAACUGUAUAAAUACUGUCUUUCCCUAAUACUGUAUUUUGCAAAGAGAUUAUGCAAUAAAUAUCGUUAUUUAU
Messenger RNA from Daphnia carinata, 1163 nucleotides. RefSeq lists its product as uncharacterized. The record is from RefSeq and is a predicted model, not a curated record. The coding region runs from base 122 to 1042 and encodes 306 amino acids. The transcript has 4 exons. NCBI's taxonomy places the organism in Eukaryota, Metazoa, Arthropoda, Branchiopoda, Diplostraca, Daphniidae.